GCUAUUUAUUCCAUCUUACUCAAAACGCUGUCGUUUCAAUAAGCACCCGCAAAUUUGCAAUGCCUUCAAACCCACCGGUUAACAGUUCGGUAGUGGAGAAACUCCGACGAAACAAUGGCAGCUUUAAGCCACCGCCUACGCAGCUUCACGCGCCGCUUUUCUUCCACCCGGAACACUCAUAGAACCAGCGGAGCUACCAAGUUACCCACACUCUACACAAGCCCAGAUAUCGAAUCGGAUUCAACGACACUCCAGCUCCUCUCGUGGGGUCGAGGAGCGUCGGGUCAGCUCGGCGGCGGAAUCGAGGAGAUUCGAAUGUAUCCGUCCCCUGUCGCUAACCUUCUCCUUAGCUCCGAUCAGUCCUUCUCUCUCGCCCAAACGCCUGGAAGAAUCGACGCCGAUCCACCGAAAAACGGGUCGAGUUUUCGGGUUGGAAUCUCUUGCGGGUUGUUCCACUCGGGUUUAACAAUCGACGGUGACCUAUGGAUCUGGGGGAAAGGAGACGGAGGGAGGCUAGGGUUUGGCCAAGAGGAUUCGGUCUUCGUGCCAAAGUUAAACCCGCUUUUCGACGAGCAUGCGAUUCGCUGUAUCGCUCUCGGUGGUUUGCAUUCGGUGGCUUUAACACAUAAAGGAGAUGUAUUCACUUGGGGUUAUGGCGGAUUUGGUGCGCUUGGACAUUCCGUUUACACCAGAGAACUCGUCCCUCGACGUGUCGACGGCUCUUGGGAUUGCAGAAUCUCUGCCAUUGCAACCAGUGGAACACACACUGCUGCUGUUACUGAAUCAGGAGAGCUUUAUAUGUGGGGUAGAGAGGAAGGAGACGGUAGACUUGGACUCGGGCCAGGCCGAGGACCAAACGAAGGUGGUGGGCUUAGUGUUCCUUCAAAGGUCAAAGCUUUAACAGUUCCCGUAGCCUCUGUCUCGUGUGGUGGUUUCUUCACAAUGGCGCUUACACAAGAGGGACAACUAUGGAACUGGGGAGCAAAUUCCAAUUAUGAGCUCGGACGCGGAGAUAACUUGGGAGGUUGGGAACCAAAGCCAGUUCCCAGUUUAGAAGGCGUUCGUGUUACCCAGAUUGCUUGCGGUGGUUAUCACUCUCUUGCCUUAACCGAGGAAGGUAAAGUACUCUCGUGGGGUCACGGUGGCCAUGGCCAAUUGGGUAAUUCUUCGCUGCGGAACCAGACUGUUCCUACAGAAAUCGAAGCAUUAGCAGACAAAAAGAUCAUCUUCAUCGCUUGUGGAGGUUCAUCUUGUGCAGCGAUUACAGAUGAAGGUAAGCUCUGGAUGUGGGGAAACGCUAAAGAUUUCCAGUUGGGAGUUCCAGGACUCCCGGAAAUCCAAAGUUGUCCAGUGGAAGUCAACUUCUUAACCGAAGAGGAUGAACUUGGACCGCACAAGGUUGUCUCAGUCUCCAUUGGUGCUUCUCAUGCUCUGUGUUUGGUCUCAAGAUCCCAUCAAUAAAAAGAGAAAUAACAGUCACCGGCGUUUAGAAUGUUCAACUCAAAUGUUGUUAUGGCAUAUGCGUUUUGAAAAGGAAACGUAAACAUUAUCAAAACAGAGUGUUGAGUAUGCUUUCUAGGGGUAUAUGAUUAUACAAAUAAACGAACAAAGAUCUUCACAUAUCACAAAAACAAAAAUGAACAAGAUCGACACAACAGUUAAUCUGAACAAGGGGUUAUAUAAAACCCAUACUUGAACGUUUGUGCCAUCAAUUUGAGCAACAACCAACCUUUUUAACCGCAGAGACAUCAUCCUUGGACCCGACAUUGAUGGUCUGUCCUCUGGGAAAAGCAGCCGGGUCAUCUCCUAGAUCAAGCGCUUUACGGCUAACCACACGGUAAACCUGAGAAAGCAGUUCGGUGAAAGCAUUCUCGACGUUCAACGAUUCGAGAGCUGAUGUCUCCAUGAAGAAAGUGUUCUCUCUCUCCGCAAAGGCCUUAGCGUCUUGGGUUGAAACAGCUCGUAGGUGACGGAGAUCUGCUUUGUUCCCAACGAACAUGAUGACGAUGUUGGAAUCCGUGUGAUCCCUAAGCUCCUUUAACCAUCUUUCGAUGUUCUCAAAGGUCAAAUGUCUCGUGACAUCAUAGACAAGCAAUGCUCCUACAGCUCCUCGAUCAUAGGAGGGUGAAGUUUAUGAAGAAAUCUCAAAUCGAUCCCUUAAUUUUCAGGGAGUUUUGAAGCGAGAUGGAUUAUAUCAUUAUACCUCUCUUGGCCGGCGGUAUCCCAAAUCUGGGCUUUGAGGAUCUUAUCAUCGACAUGGAUGCUACGGGUGGCGAACUCGACGCCGAUCGUGGAUUUAGAUUCGAGGCUGAACUCAUUGCGCGUGAAUCGAGAAAGGAGGUUGGAUUUUCCGACGCCGGAGUCUCCUAUCAACACCACCUUGAAGAGGUAAUCGUAGUCGUCGUCGGCUCUGUACGCCGCCAUCGUGAGGAUUAUACGAUUAGAGAGGCUCUCCUUCGAAAAAAAAUGUUGGAUCGGAGAUUUCUGGAAAUUUAGCGCGUAUCGAGCGAAAGGAAGAAGAAGAGACGCACAGGAAACAGAUUCAAAUUUUGAGGGGAAAGACAGAUGGAAAAAAUCGCGGAGACCCGGAUCCGAAUCAGGUUUGGGCCCUAACUGGGUCCAGGAAAAAUGGUUUUAUGAUUUGAGCUGAAAAUAGGUGAUUUGGGUUUGAAUUUUAACCUCUAAAUUAUUUCGAAAUUAUGAAUUAUUUCCUGCUUUGAGAUUGAGAUGGAGAUAGGUAUAUCUUAUCAGAAAAAGCAUAAAACAUUACAGUUUGUUUCAAACAUAAAAGAAUUUGAAGUGUCAUCUAAAUUGAACAUAUUUAACAAUGAAAAUAAAGCUGUUUUUUCUAAUAUUU
Messenger RNA from Thlaspi arvense, 2857 nucleotides. The record is from the annotation of a GenBank genome assembly. NCBI's taxonomy places the organism in Eukaryota, Viridiplantae, Streptophyta, Magnoliopsida, Brassicales, Brassicaceae.